ACAGUUGUGUCACAUGGUUUCCCGUAACUGAGUGAAAAGUGAAAGUGAAACUGCAUACAGAUAUAAGACAGAGAAGUAACUACCACUCUUCAUGUGCUGUUGAAUCAACGCCACACGUAUUCUUUUGUUGGACGAGACACGAUAUCAAUAUGGGUGGAGGUGGUUCAAAGGAGCAAUCAGUUCUCCAAACACCUUGGAGAACGAUGAAUUGGGGCAAGAAAAAGGAUGAGCUGGAGUGGCUGAAGUCAUUCCGUCUUCAAAGUGGCCACGUCAAGUGUCUUAGAGUCCUCGUGUGUGGCCCUGCUGGAGGUGGAAAAUCCAGUUUCAUCAAUUCGGUUGACAGUAUUUGUCAAAACCGGAUAACCUCACCUGCAGAUGCCCAUAACGCUCAAGGAACUGACCUACAACUGGCCAAAACCGCCGGACAGUCUUUCACCCUCAAUUACAAAACACAUCAAAUCCAAAGAGAGAGGCCAGGACAAUAUUUCCCUUUUACCUUUAACGACAUCAUGGGCUUCGAAGGGACCAGAGGAAUCUUAUUGGAGGACAUUGAACUGGCCAUGAAGGGACAUGUGAAAGAGGAUUACAAGUUUGAUCCUGAGUCAGCUUUGGAUGACUCAAAUGAUUCAUACAACAACAACCCCACUUCAAAUGAAAAGGCUCACAUUUUGGUCUUGGUUGUUGCUGUCAACAUCAAUGAUGUGGCAGACCAAAGGAUGUUUAAGAAAAUGACUGAGGUCCGCAUAGCAGCCAGAGACCUUGGGAUUCCACAAAUAGCUAUUCUGACAAAAAUCGAUGAGAGAUCUUCCCCUCUCGUUAAAGAAAACCUUAGAAAUGUCUACAGCUGCACGUACAUCAAGAAUGCGAUGGAGAAGCUCAGUAAUACCAUGGGAUUCCCACUGAACUGCAUCUUUCCCCUGAAGAACUACCAUGCAGAAAUCGAAUUGAAGGAUGAAGUGGAUAUGCUGAUUCUAACUGCACUGAGAAAGAUCCUUGAUCUUGCAAAUGAACAUGUAAAUGCUACCGGUGUUGCAGCCACUAACUUAAGCGCCAACAAUGUGAAUAGAACCUAAUAAAUUCAAAGGGACGAUAGGCAAAAAUGCUACUUUGGCUUGCUUUUUGUCCCACUGAUGUGAUCUGAAUGAUUAGAAUUCAAAAUGUCUAAACCUGCCAAUAAAGUUUAAACUUAAAGGGCAUAACCCUUUUCUAUACGUUGCAAUCGACCUCCACCACUCGCCAGGCAGAGCUCCCCAAGUCCAGACACUACGCCAUGCCCAUUCGUCGUGACGUCAAAGAGGAUGCUUAAAGUGUAAUUCCGGUGUUACACCGAAUUCUGCGACCCACCAAAAAGUGUGAGCCCAGGGGGCGCUGUUGCACAUUUUCUGCAACAUGCACGUGUGCGUUAUAACAAAAACAUAAAUAAAACAUAAGAUCUCCCCCCACCGGUGGGUCUUUCUUUUCUUGAUACUAACAUUAAUUCUAAACAGCAUUUUACGAAGUAGCCUCUAAUAGGAAAUGCUCAAAGGUAAAUCAGCGUAAUUUAACACUGACUGUAGCAUUUUAUGGGGAAAAAGAACGGUGAUGGGCCGUACUAAACGCCCAAUCCAUUGUAUGGGUCUGUAAAAUGCUAAUCAAAUGAAAUGUAUUUAUUAUGCACCUUUAAUAAAAAGGUAAGGGGAAGGGGGGAGAUUUUAUUUUUUAUUCAUGUUUUUGUCAUGCCUGCAUACGCUUCAAACCAGUGGCGUCACUAUGCUGUUUUAUUCGGUGCUAAAGCCCCGAAUCGUUUUUGAAAAAAAAAAAAAGAUUAUAAUUUUUAUUUUAUUUUUUAAUAUUUUGCUGCAUGCAGAGCCUGUGCCAUAUCCGCACGUCGCACAUGCUCCCAUUUGUUAGGACUCUUGCGGAGCUUACUGCUAGGAAUUUGCUAUUUCUGUUCUACUGCUCAAGAUUUUAAGCCAUGAAUUGAUGAACUUGCAUUGAAGAAAAUAUGUCAGUUUUCUGUGGGCUGUAAAUAGGCCAAUCUAUGAGGCUUAAUAGCAUGCCAAUAUUGAUGACUGAUUGUGUCAAUUGUCUAAGGAUGAAUGAUUACAUGAUUUGUUUCCAACUUUUGCCUUAAGUUACAAUUUAACUAACUAGCUAGCUGCCCACCCUUUUCAAUUCCAAUGGUGGCUUUCAUUUCAUUACCAAUGUUAAGUGUCAAAAAUAGUUAACACUGGUGCUGAGUCAUGAUUCCUAAAAAAUAAAAACCCAAAACAUGU
Gadus morhua (Atlantic cod) is the source of this 2255-nucleotide messenger RNA. Its product is annotated as interferon-induced protein 44. Gene Ontology annotation, biological process: immune response. The record is from RefSeq and is a predicted model, not a curated record. Bases 150 to 1073 code for a protein of 307 amino acids. The transcript has 8 exons. NCBI's taxonomy places the organism in Eukaryota, Metazoa, Chordata, Actinopteri, Gadiformes, Gadidae.